Messenger RNA from Nicotiana attenuata, 744 nucleotides. RefSeq lists its product as uncharacterized. The coding region runs from base 1 to 744 and encodes 247 amino acids. The record is from RefSeq and is a predicted model, not a curated record. Gene Ontology annotation, molecular function: nucleic acid binding. The transcript is spliced from 3 exons. NCBI's taxonomy places the organism in Eukaryota, Viridiplantae, Streptophyta, Magnoliopsida, Solanales, Solanaceae. Gene Ontology annotation, biological process: DNA integration.
AUGCACUUCUGCAACAAAUUGCUGAAUAAUGUCCUUGCAAAGUGUGGAGUCAAGCACAAGGUGUCCACCGCCUACCACCCACAAACAAGUGGUCAAGUGGAAGUAUCGAACAGAGAGGUAAAGGAGAUUCUUGAGAAAACAGUGAGUGCAAAUAGAAAAGAUUGGGCCGGGAAGUUAGACGACGCAUUGUGGGCAUAUCGAACUGCAUACAAGACUCCCGUAGGUGCUUCUCCGUAUAAAUUAGUGUAUGGGAAGGCAUGUCACUUGCCCGUCGAGCUUGAACACAAGGCCUAUUGGGCCAUUAAAAAGCUGAAUAUGGAUGGGGACUUAGCCGGUGAGAAGAGGUUGCUGCAACUCAACGAGCUCGAUGAAAUUCGAUUGCAUGCAUAUGAAAAUGCAAAUUGCCCUUCUGUUGUGGUAAAUGUGAAGCCUCAUGGAGCCGUGGAGUUGAGGGAUAUGAGUUCAACUGAUAUCAUGACUCCAUCUAGGAAACGACGCGCCACAGGGGCCUCCUCGAGCAGUCAGGCGGGUCCGUCUAGGUCAAGAGGGGGUGCACAUGCACGUACCUUCGAUGCGACAAAAUUUGUUUCGGCAAAGGCACAAGACCGCUUUGCAAAAAAGGCUCGUAAAAAGCCAAUUCCGGAAAGGGGUAUUCACAUUGCACAGCUCCAGCGCCACUGCCCGCAUAUGUACGAUGAGUUCUUGAGGCGGGGGCUACAAACUUUCAUCAAUGAGCCCGGUUAG